GUGGCUAUGGCUUCGAAAGCUGUGGAUUCAUACGUCUCAUGAAUCGAAGCUUGUGUGUUUUGUUUUUAUCGAUUUGAUUAGAAGCUGAGGAGAGGUCACGUGAAUUUCAACUCAAGGCUCGAUGGCAUUGUGGAGUUCCGGGUUGUGAUGUUCUGGAAUGCCUGUGGCUUGCAGAGGGGUGAAAGUGGAAAAAAUAAAGGAUCAUAAUGUUGAUUCAGCAUGUGCCGUUGCUGAGUACUAAGCGGAUUGUGUUGGCGUCCGCCUCACCUCGAAGGGCAGAGCUGUUGCGUGGGCUGGGUCUGAAGAUUGAGAUUUUCCCGUCUACGUUUGAGGAAGAUCUUGAUAAAUCGUUGUUUGCGAAUCCAGGAGAGUAUGCUAAGGAAACAGCUACUCGUAAAGCACAUGAUGUUUAUCAAAAAAUCCAGGAGGCUGGUUCUGGCAAACGAGCAGAUUUGAUCAUUGCAGCGGAUACUGUUGUUGAGCUUGGUUCACAAGUACUGGAGAAACCACGUGAUGUGGACGAUGCCCGCCGAAUGCUGUCAAGUCUAAGUGGGCAGGUGCACAAAGUCUAUACAGGAGUUGCUCUAGUGACCCCUAAGUCUUCUGGAUCAAAUUCGGGAAGUUCGCCUCUUCUAACAUCAUUUUAUGAAGGCACUGAGGUAGAGUUUGCCGAAUUAGAGGAGCAAUCGAUUCUUGCCUAUAUUGCAUCCGAGGAGCCAAUGGAUAAGGCUGGAGCAUAUGGUAUACAAGGAUUAGGAGGGUCUUUUGUAAAAUGCAUUCAUGGUUGCUACUUCAACAUUAUGGGGUUCCCUAUCCAUAGGUUCUCUGUGGAAGUGGAUCGGUUGGUAAAGAGUGGCGCCAUUACAGCCUAGAAGAAUUUUUUAUUGGUAACGCUAGCGUUCGCUUAUUCAAUUGUUUCAAGCCUGGAAAACAUGAGUUGGUAGUUUACCUUCGUACUAGGUAAUUGAUAAGCUUAGUGAGUUGUGGUCUAUUCUCAGUUAAAGAGAUAAUUUUGGUUUAGUACGCCAUUGAAAUUUUAUUUGAUCAUGUCAUUUUCUUUCUGCUUGUUAAGCCAAUUAGGAGCUUAAGAAGUCUUGAUACUAUUUAUUUAUUUUUUAUUUUUUUCUU
This is a messenger RNA of Physcomitrium patens, 1128 nucleotides long. Lineage: Eukaryota; Viridiplantae; Streptophyta; Bryopsida; Funariales; Funariaceae. The record is from RefSeq and is a predicted model, not a curated record.